Austrofundulus limnaeus is the source of this 1941-nucleotide messenger RNA. Its product is annotated as extensin. The coding region runs from base 1 to 1941 and encodes 646 amino acids. NCBI's taxonomy places the organism in Eukaryota, Metazoa, Chordata, Actinopteri, Cyprinodontiformes, Rivulidae. The record is from RefSeq and is a predicted model, not a curated record. The transcript has 9 exons.
AUGGCCUCCCGUGAGUGGCCGCGCCUGGCAGCCGCAUGCCAGGUGUUCACCUGCAAUGAACCAACACCAGCUUCUUCCUGCUCUACCUCCUGGACCUAUAGGCCGAUGCGAGGAGGGGAGAAAGUGGAGUUCCCACAAGCCAUGUUUCCCGGGAUGCAGAGGGAGCAGCGCAGGCCUCCACCUCAUCACCUCCACCCUCCUCCUCCUCCUCACAGAGCAUGGGAUCAACUCGACAAGCAGUACGAUCCUCACCUCCCUCCUCAAGGCCACCCUGUGUUGUCCCUCCCCAACGAGCACUCGUUGCGGCUCUAUAAUGGGGGCUACGCAGGCGGGGGCGCGCCUCUCCUGAACCCACAUCUUCAUCCUAACCGACCUCUGCUGAAGGAGCAGCAUGUUCCCCGGGGUCCACCACUGCUGGGAGAUGACAUGCGGGCUCAGGUGCACCAGCAAAGAGGCUACCCAGGAAAAAUGCCAGCAGGUCCACUGAAGAGACCAGGCCCUCCUCUGGGGGAGCACUCAGUGAUUCAGCACACCCCUCCACCACCUCUGCACAUACCCGCCCAUCCCGUCUUGGAGGACUGCCCCGGCCCCAGCAAGAGGAAAAAGAGCUCAGAACAGGCACCCCACCCCGGACUGCAGCGGUUCUCCAACCAAUCAUCGGUGCUGUCUCAGCCACCACCGCUGCCGCCACCAGCUCUUCAACUCCCCCCAAAACCAGCUUUCUGGAACCCCAUUCACAAGGACAGUGGUGCUGUCUGGCAGCCGCAAACAUCGGACCGCAAAAACACACAAUCACAGGAGAUUCAGGACAACAAUAAACGAGGGAUGGACAGGUACACCACAAAGUCCUCCCCAAACUCCUCCAGCCCCUCGAAUCGCUCCCCUCCGGUAAACUCUGCCCCGGAAAGCUACAACCAAGGAUAUGCUCCUCACCUCCACAAAAACAUGCUACAACCUCAGGCCCGAACCCACCCCUCCCCUCACUCCUCCUACCCGAGUCCCAGCUCCAAAGUGGAGCUAGCGCUGUCCUGUCAGGCCGUGGACCCGUCUGCCCUCCACAGCCAGAGGAGCCCUCUGAGCGGGGGCCGAGGUGGCGGCCGCACGCCGACCACCCCGACCAGGGGGGAUCAGGACCGUCAGUCAUCACCAGCAAAUGCUUCUGCAACCAGCAACAAAAACAGCAGCAGCGUGCCUUACAGCCAUUUCCAGCCUCAUCCAGGGCUGGGACACCAGGGUGCUCCCCCGGCCCCGCCCCUUCCUCCCGCCAGCAGCACCUCAGUACCUCAGCAACAACAAAGCGGUCCCCACGACGCCUGGAGAUACCAGAGCCGCCUAAGCAGUCACUCCCUGGAGCCGGGCAUCUUCGUGCCUCCAGGUCUGCUACCUCACCCCCAGCAGAGCCACAAUCAGGUCGUAGACGGUCGACUUCCAGGUUUGUCCCAGCAUCAGCAUAAAGUCAGCCCCCCUCCCCCGCUGACCAACUCCACCCGGACACCUGUCAUCACAUCCACUCCCCCAAUGUCCCUGCCCUCCUGCACUGUCAGCCGCUACAGCAGCUCCAACAGUGUCUCUAUGGGGACCACGUCGCCCCCUGCUGGUUGCUCUGUGAACAGCAGCAAUAACAGCUGGCAGAGAGGAAAAGAGCCAAAGCCCCACGACUCCACCAGCGCUGACCCCGGCCCCAAAUCUCAGGUGGAUGCUCUGCUGCAGGGAGGCUGCCAGUCUCAACCCCAGGAGUUCAUAAAGCCCCACAAGCAGAAGAUGUCGUACUACGCUCAGGCUAAACCCGACCACCCUCCUCCUCAGUUUUCCUCCUCGGCUUUGUUCUCCUCAGGGCAUCACAGGGCAGAGGACAGCCCCAGAGGUUCUCCGCUCCACAAGCCCCGCCCCCUGUCUCUCAGUCGAUCGGAGACGUUUUGGACAAGCUUGAUGCGGAGCUAG